Messenger RNA from Rhodotorula graminis WP1, 2613 nucleotides. RefSeq lists its product as uncharacterized. Gene Ontology annotation, molecular function: DNA helicase activity; ATP binding; DNA binding. The record is from RefSeq and is a predicted model, not a curated record. Gene Ontology annotation, biological process: nucleobase-containing compound metabolic process; establishment of sister chromatid cohesion. Lineage: Eukaryota; Fungi; Basidiomycota; Microbotryomycetes; Sporidiobolales; Sporidiobolaceae. Gene Ontology annotation, cellular component: nucleus. The transcript has 15 exons. The coding region runs from base 1 to 2613 and encodes 870 amino acids.
AUGGCUUUUGAGCCCUCCGACCCGACCUAUGGCUUCCCCUACGACGCGCCGUACGACGUGCAGAAGCAGCUCAUGGACCACCUGUACCGGUCCUUCGCCGCGAGCCAGGUCACGGUCGUCGAGUCGCCCACCGGCACGGGCAAGUCGUUAUCCCUCAUCUCGUCGUCCCUCUCGUUCCUCCGCGACGCCAAGGCGCACGCCCGACACGACCUCGUCGCCUCAAUCCGCGAGCACGUCGCUUCGUCCGACUCUAUGAAGGACGAGCCCGCCUGGGUCAUCGAGCACGAGAUCAAGUCCAAGCUGGACGAGCUCGACCGGCAAGAGCGCGACCUCGAGGAGCGACUGCGGGCGAUUCGCGAGCGGGAGAAGAAGGAGAGGGUCAGGGCGGCACAAGAGCAGGGGCGAACGCUCGCCAAGAAGCGUCUGGUGUGUCCCCUGCUCCCUGAGCGUCUUCAAGUCCAUCAACUUCCUCGUCCGGCUCAUUCAUACCUCGUCCUGCCGCAGAAAAUCGCCGCCGACGAGCCGCUCGACGACAACGACGACCAGUUUGCGCCCACGCCAUACUUCGAAGACGGCGACACGUCAACUACGGCCGAUGAGCUCGCCCAGAGCGAGGACGACAACUAUUCGCCGGCCAUCUUCUUUGCCUCGCGCACGCACUCGCAGCUGUCACAGUUCGUCGCCGAGCUCCGCAAGACGAGGUUCGCCCGAGAGGACGACUCGCUCGCGUCCCGACCGGUCCGCAUCAUCCCGCUCGGCUCUCGGCAGACGCUGUGCAUCAACGACGACGUGCGGCGCAAGAGCGGCGGCAGCAACGAGGCCAUGGGCGACCUCUGCACCGAGCUGCAAAAGGGCGGCAAGGACCGCUGCGAGUUCCUGCCGCCCUCGUCGGAGCCAGCCCGGCUCAACGACUUUCGCGACAAAGCUCUUGCAUCGGUCCGCGACAUCGAGGACAUCGAGGAGCUCGGCCGCAAAACGCACACGUGCCCCUACUACGGCUCGCGCAAGGCCGUCCGAGCCGCCGAGGUCGUCACGCUCCCGUACAAUCUGCUCAUGCAGAGGUCGGCGCGCGAGGCGCUCGGCAUCUCGCUCAAGGACCACAUCAUCAUCAUCGACGAGGCGCACAACUUGAUCGACUCGAUCCUCUCGCUGCACAGCGUCAGCACCACGACCUCGCAGCUCAUCGUCAUUCGCCAAGCGCUCCUCGUCUACAUUCAGAAGUUCCGGUCGCGCUUCACCGGCCUCAACGCGACAUACCUCAAGCAGCUCGCGCUCCUCCUCAAGGGCCUGAGCGAGUUCGCCGAGACGUGGGCCAAGCGCGGCAAGAAGGAGGAGAUGGUGCAGGUCGCCGAGGUCUUUGCCCGCGGCGGCUCGACGACGCUCGACCAGAUCAACCUGCGCAAGCUCGACGAGUACCUUCAGAAGUCCAAGAUUGCGCGCAAGAUUGGCGGCUACGUCGACAGCGUUGCCGAGGAGAAAACUGCAUCAGCCGCCGUUGCCGCAGGUCGUCAAGCCGUACGGGCCAACGCGACUCGCGCCCUGCAGCACAUUCAGCAGCUCAUCCUGUCGCUCGCCAACGCCUCCCGCGACGGUCGCGUCCUCUUGUCGCAGUCGACCAAGCCUGCAGGAAAGGACGGCGUCGAGGGCAAGGUUGAGAUCACGCUCAAGUACAUGCUCCUCGCGCCGGCCGACUCGUUCCGCGACGUCGCCGAGGAGGCGAGGGCGGUCGUGCUCGCUGGCGGUACCAUGGCUCCGAUGAGCGACUUUCGCGAACAGCUCUUCCCCUAUCUCGCGCCUGAGCGCUUCUCGACCUUCUCCUGCGGUCACGUCGUCCCCAAGGAGCAUGUCUCGACGUUCGCCGUCACCAAGGGCCCGACAGGCAUCCCGUUCAACUUCACGUUUGAGCGGCGCAAAGACGAGCGGCUCCUCGACGAGCUCGGCCAGGCGAUCGUCAACAUCUCGGCGGUGGUGCCCAAGGGCGUCGUCGUGUUCGUGCCGUCCUACGACUUCCUCCAUCACGCUCAAGCCCGGUGGGAGAAGAGCGGCAUGAUCAAGCGCCUGAGCGCUAAGAAGCAGACGUUCUGGGAGCCCAAGGCCUCGGCCGACGUCGACCUCGUCCUGCGCGAGUUUGCGGCGGGCAAUGCUGGCGACGCCAAGGUGCGUCCCUCCGCCCUACCCUCGACAUCUCUUCUCGGCAGCAUCCUUUUCGCCGUCGUCGGCGCCAAGCUCUCCGAGGGCAUCAACUUCGCCGACGACAUGGCUCGCGGUAUCCCGUACCCCAACUCGCAGUCGGCCGAGCUCAAGGAGCGUAUGGCGUAUCUCAAGAGCGCCGGGCAGGCGAGACGAGUCGCAGGCGCGCCUGACGCUGGCCAAGUUCUUUAUCAGAACCUCGCCUUUCGCGCCGUCAACCAGUCCAUCGGUCGAGCCAUCCGCAGCGCUCGCGACUGGGCGUCCAUAAUCCUCCUCGACGAGCGGUACGCGCAGCCCGCCAAGAAGGCGCAGCUCCCGCACUGGCUCGGCGACGACGUCCAGAGCCCGCCAACGUUCGGCGCGCUCAUCCAGGGCGUCGCGAGGUUCAGCCGGGAGAGGCGGACGGCGCAGGUGCAGGGUUAG